AUGUUCAUGAGAUCUUCUUCUUCGGCAUCAUGGACAGGAAAGCCCUCCGUUGUUGGACAGAACAAGUUUGCUGCUGCAGGGCCUCCAAAGGAUCAAGUUAAGGAUAAGAUAACAGUGCCUCCAGCUGCCCAUGCGCCUGCGCCUACAGUUGGGGUUGUACCUGCACCUGAACCCGCACAGCCCCAGAAGAAUCAGGAAACAAAACAGCCACAAGAGAAAGAAAAAAAGAAAAGGAAGAAGAAGGUACCACCGACUCUCUUUGAAUUUGAUGAUCCGGAUCUAAUUGUCAAGGCUAAACCUCAGCCCAAGAGCAAUUCGCCAAAGAAACAACAACAACAAUCAAACCCAUCAGCGCCAUCACCGGUCCCAGUAGUACCAGUUGUUCCAGCUCGACCAAAGCCUCAACACAACUGGAAAGAAGGCGAGGAUGUGGAAGAGACUCAGGUUGAAGUUGAUUUUGAUUCUAAUCUUUCUGGCUCUGAUGAUGAUGAUCAUGACAGGAUGGAUCACUUGGAUGACGAUGUAGUGCUUGAUACCACAGGUAGUGACCUCUUGCUUGAAUCUGAGAAAGUACAAAAACAGGUUCCAAUCGAUGGCGGCAAUGACAUCGGCGGUGGAACUGAUAGUGGGCAUCCUAAAGCCAAUUCUCCGUUGUGGGAAGCUCGCAAAAACAAAGUUAAGGAGGCGUUUUUACAUUCAUGGAAUGCAUAUCGUCGGGACGCAUGGGGAAAGGAUGAAUACCACCCAAUUUCCAAGUAUGGGUCCAAUAUGAUCCGGAAGGGACAGGGGUUCACGAUUGUUGAUUCUUUGGACACGAUCCUGUUGAUGGGUCUGGACAGUGAAUUCCAGGAAGCAAAGGCAUGGGUUCAAGAUGAGCUAGAUUUCGAUCAGGAUGGAGAGGUCAACUUGUUUGAGACAACGAUUCGGGUCCUUGGAGGGCUCUUGAGCGCAUACAAUCAAUCGAGCCAUGACGAUGUAUUCUUGGAUAAGGCUGUGGAUUUAGCUGAUCGAUUGAUGGGCGCGUUCGAGACUACAAGUGGGAUUCCCUAUGCGAGCGUCCAUUUGAGAGAUAGACGCGGUGUGCCUAGUCAUGAUCGAGGAAUAAGCUCCACCUCUGAAGUAGCGACACUGCAGUUGGAAUUCAAGUAUUUAUCUUAUUUAACGGGCGAUGAAAAGUAUUGGAAAGCAGUUGAGAACGUGGAACUCAAGAUCAAAGAGCAGGAGAGCUUGGAUGGGUUAGUGCCCAUCUAUAUCAAUCCUUAUACGGGACAUUUCCAAGGUGGAGAGAUCCGUCUUGGCUCUCGAGGCGACAGUUACUAUGAAUAUCUGAUUAAGCAAUAUUUGCAGACUGGCAAACAGGAGCAUCUUUACAAGGAAAUGUAUGACCAUGCGAUCGCUGGUGUCAAGAAACAUCUUCUUGGGCGUACUAUACCUAAUAAUCUUCUCUUUGUUGGAGAGAUUUCGAAAUAUGAGCCUGCAAACCUCUCGCCCAAGAUGGAUCAUCUUGUCUGUUUCUUGGGAGGCACGAUGGCUUUGGCAUCUACGGAAGGUCAUCCUUUGGAUAAUAGCGGAGCUUUUGCUCGUUCCAAGUUCACAAAGUUGCAAGAGGAUGACUUUAAGAUUGGAGAAGACCUGACAGAAUCUUGUUACAAGAUGUACCGGCAAACAGAGACAGGAUUGGCUCCAGAAAUCGUUUAUUGGGUCCAGCGAGAAGAGCAGAUCAGGGGCAAGACAGAAUUGCAACAUAGACCAGGCUCAGAUUUUAUUAUCAAUGAUCGUGAUGGGCAUAAUUGGCUUCGCCCAGAGACUGUUGAGAGUUUGUUCUACCUCUGGCGCUUGACUGGCGAUGAGAAAUAUCGCCAAUGGGGCUGGAAUAUUUUCGAGUCUAUUGAAAAAUACAGUAAGGUUUCUUCUGGAGGGUAUAGUUCAAUUCACGAUAUUCGUCGUGCUGACAACAUUGUAUUCUCGGACAAGAUGGAAACCUUCUUCUUGGCAGAGACGCUCAAGUACUUUUAUCUUCUCUUCGGUUCGAACGAUGUGUUACCUCUGGAAAAGUAUGUCUUUAAUACAGAGGCCCAUCCACUGCCAGUUUUCACACCACCUAAAGAAUGGAUAACCCGUACAACUGGAGGUGUCUCUAGCGGUCCUAGCACUUCCUCUACCGCCCCUAGUGCCGACAACAGCAUCAGCAAUAGCAAUAGCAACGAUAAAAUCAGCAAUGAUCAAAAGGGAAAUGAAGAAUUGAACGAUCAAGAAAAGCGAUAUAAGGACUUGAUUGAUCAACAAGAUGGACUGGAGAAUGCGGAGGAUAUGGAUGACGAUGAGGAAUCGAGAGAUGAGAAAGUCAAGGCUGGGGAUGAUGAUACAGGUGUGGACGGUAAUCUGUCACCCCCCGAGCACUAUGAUGGAGAUGAGACUGAGAUCGAAAGGGAUGAAAUUGAUCAAGGGCUGGAGAGUCUUCCUGUGGAUGAAAACAGUGAAGGAGAAGUUUCUGAGGACGAUGUUCCAGAAGUUGAAGUGGAUUUUGAAGAAAAUGGUGAAGAUGACCAGGACGAGAACGAGGAGGAGGAGGAAGAGGAAGAUAUCGAUGCACCAUUAGGAGCAGAAGGCGAGGAAGACGACGAUGACGAAAGUGUAGAGUACAUCCAGAACGGUGGCGCAAGCGAGGACAAUGACCAUGACCUCUUGUAG
Lobosporangium transversale is the source of this 2691-nucleotide messenger RNA. Its product is annotated as glycoside hydrolase. Bases 1 to 2691 code for a protein of 896 amino acids. The transcript has 3 exons. Gene Ontology annotation, molecular function: calcium ion binding; mannosyl-oligosaccharide 1,2-alpha-mannosidase activity. Lineage: Eukaryota; Fungi; Mortierellomycota; Mortierellomycetes; Mortierellales; Mortierellaceae. Gene Ontology annotation, biological process: N-glycan processing; carbohydrate metabolic process. The record is from RefSeq and is a predicted model, not a curated record. Gene Ontology annotation, cellular component: endoplasmic reticulum; membrane.